This is a messenger RNA of Exaiptasia diaphana, 2422 nucleotides long. RefSeq names its product neuromedin-U receptor 2. The record is from RefSeq and is a predicted model, not a curated record. Gene Ontology annotation, molecular function: G protein-coupled receptor activity. Lineage: Eukaryota; Metazoa; Cnidaria; Anthozoa; Actiniaria; Aiptasiidae. Bases 190 to 1185 code for a protein of 331 amino acids. Gene Ontology annotation, cellular component: membrane. Gene Ontology annotation, biological process: G protein-coupled receptor signaling pathway. The transcript has 5 exons.
AGCCUKGACUGCUGUCCUCAUUCAAUCACGAGAAAUGCAUWAUAUCRUAAACCUUUGCACUGUUCCUUGGAAUUCUCUGGAUUAUCAAGACUGACAAAAUUCAUAAUAAUCCGUUUGGCUUGAAACUCUUCAGUGCAAUCUGCCUCGCAAAGUAGACAACUAACGAAUGAAAAGACCAAUCACACGCUGAUGUUCCGUCAGUUGCUGUCAGCGAAUAUCACCCGCAUUAACUUGACUUCAACACCACCACCUGAAGCAACAAUGGCGACUCCAGCUAUCUACCAGCAGUACACGGAGACGACAUUCUUUGUUUUGCCUCUGUAUAUCAUCACCAUUAUCGUUGGUACAGUUGGCAAUGGCUUGGUAUUUCGCUCCUAUUUAGUCGACAAGUCUGCUCAUUCCUGUAUCUUUCGUUUCCUCAUCGCUAACCUUUCUGUGGCAGACCUAAUCUUGUGUGCCUUAUUCACACCGAUUUUGUUGGUAUACCGUAGCAAUGCCUCGGCCAUGUUGAUCGCCAAGACACCACUCUGUGAAGGUUGCAUCUUUUUGUCUAUGCUGUCUAUCUCGAUGAUGUAUGCUAUCUUUCCUCUACUUGCCUUACACCGUAAAGAUGUCAUGUUGAAUCCGAGGGAGCCUAAGAUGACGAUGAAACAAGUCCAGAAGAUAGUGGCCGUGUUUUGGUCGUUUUGUUGCGUAACAUCGCUCGGUCUCGUUGGCAUGGCAUGGAGAAACUUCUUGAACGAGAACAACACCAACCCGAAGUUUUACCGCUGUCUGCUGAUCAACACUGAGGUUGAUGCCUUCACCGUCUACUUCCUUGGUUACUCAUCCUUGCUGUAUGGAUUGUCCAUUGCAAUCACUGUCUCUAUUUACUGGACCAUAAACAAGCACAUGAACUCUAACCUCAGCGGAGUCAACGCAUCGGCUGACGAACGUCACGUGACCAAGAUGUGUUUCUGGAUUGCCAUCGUUUACACGGUUUGCUGGACACCUUUUUUGGUCGUACAGCUGUCGGGAAUCUUCGGCCAAUACUCGGAAGUGUACUUCAACCUUCACGCAUGCUCAUCUGGUGUGGGAGUAAUUGGAUCAGCCAUUAACCCCAUUGUGUACGCCGUCAUGGAUCCAUACUACCGCGCAACUCUUCUCCCAUUUGUGAAGACAGCUAACAAGAACAACAAGCAAUGAACCACUGGAAACGAUGACUAGUCCCACCAGGUCGUGUUGGUAACCAAGGACAGCUGUAGGUAUUGUAUGUAUCGUAAAAUCACCAUAGAAACUGAACUGCACUCUUCACUGAUGCACAUGGAAUGCAAUUGCCUCUUUUGUCUUUUCAUCGCAUUUCAACUAAUUACUGACAAACAAAGCUGAUAAAUUGCAAAAAAAGUUUGUAGGUUGGAUUUAGAUCAUUAUUGUAGAUUCACGCACUUCAAGCUAGACAAACUGAACUUUAUCUUCAGUUGCAACGUAUCAAUUCAGUGUACCAUUGUGAGGCAAGGAAAAAAAGUAAAUUUGUCUAMGUUGAUGUAAUGAAUCUAAAAUCAUGAAAAACUGAUAAAUAUUACUCGGYUACGUCAUAAAUGUACACAGCGCUAUAGUUCUAGACGAGUUUAUAGUCCUUAUAGUUCUUGUAUCUACGAUUCCGUCGUUCCUGAGUACUCUAUCAAGAAUGUAGAUAAAUACAAGCUAGCUAUGUUUUCAGUACGCAUUGUAGUUUGAUGCGCGUGUCUUAAAUUUAAUUUAUUGUGUCGUACUUGGAAGCUACAGUCGUGGACGAAAAAAAGGUUGACUCUUGACUUUGCACGUCUCCCCUUAUUCCCUGCUUUACCAGGGAACCGUGACAAAAUGUUGAUUCAGGGUUAUGAUGUCACUCAGUCGAACUUAUUUUCCAAGAUUGUAGGUUCCGCGUUUWGUACUAAAGUCUAUAGACAUAAGUAGAUUAUUAAGUAGAAAUAGAGAAAUAUGUUGCAUCAUGUCCAUAAAUAGUCUCGUUUUAGGAGAGAUUUGAGACCCAGCGACGGASGUGUUUCACGGUGUGAGAAGAAGGAAUACUUAGKAUUACUAUAGAAACARCGCCUUUGUGGCUGAAGRUCACUUACACUUCCAAGKGCKGAUGUAGGGAUGGUGUUUAGAGUGUUAACCAGCAAGUUCGAAAUGAUAGAAAUACAAAUUAUGAUUAUAAAGAAAAUAGAGGAUAUUACAUGGGCGCGCGGAGAUACGGAUUUUAUCUUYGAGUUGAAAAGAUCUCUCRCGAGUGAGCGUAKCCGAGAAGAUAAAAUUUGUAUCUCCAAGCGACCACUUAMUGGAAACUGAUUCCUAAAAAUAACUGUUCCACUGGGUUCGAAGCUGACUGGUCAUGGUGACUGGUGUCUGUAUAUACGUGCUGUCAAUAUAUAAGCGAAAUAAAGUGAUGCAUUAUUGAGCA